Messenger RNA from Drosophila simulans, 824 nucleotides. RefSeq names its product PSME3-interacting protein. Gene Ontology annotation, cellular component: nucleus. The transcript is spliced from 3 exons. The record is from RefSeq and is a predicted model, not a curated record. Lineage: Eukaryota; Metazoa; Arthropoda; Insecta; Diptera; Drosophilidae. Bases 1 to 750 code for a protein of 249 amino acids.
AUGAGUUCGGGCUUUGUGACUGAAGCUGAGGCCACCGAGCAAAGGCAGAGACGUCAGGAGGAAUGGGAGCGUGUACGUCAGCCGGAGGAUCCACUAGAACGACCUGAGGAACCCUACGAUGGGCGCUCACUGUAUGAACGCCUCAAACAAAAUAAGGACAAGAAGGACAUGGAGUUUGAGGAAGCCCACAAGCUGAAAAACCUCAUCCGUGGUCUGGACGAUGAUGAGGUGCAGUUUCUGGAAUUGGUCGAUGCCCAUAAAAUACACGCGGAGCGCCAGCAAAUGCGCGACGAGGAGCUAGAACUAAAGGAUUUCCGCAAUCGUGUGGAAAAGCUGCAGGAGGAGAGUGUAGACAAGAAACUGCAAGCUGAACUAAAAACCACAGCAAAGUCCGCGGGAGCAUCGGUCGGGCGUAGCACUCAGAAGACGCUGCUCGGCCAGGGUAUCAAGAGAAAAAACGGCGAACUGCCCACCACCAGUAAAGUAGCCAAAAUCACUGAGAAUGAGGUCGAACAGACAGCGACAAAUGAAGCAACCAAGGACCCUGCCGAUAAGACAACGAACACCACAUUAACUACAAACAAAUACAACCAGGGGGCCCUAAAGUGCAUCGCUGUACUUCCGGGUAUCGGCUCCUACACGGAGUCUAGUGACUCGGAGGCCAGCACUGAUGAGGAGGAACCCAGUAUUUGCAGCCGAACCGACUUAUGUGGCCGCAAAAUUCCCAAGAAGAAGCAGUGCUCAGAGUAGGAUCAACUUUUUAUUUGGAUUCUUAAAGUGUAGUUUUUCCUUGCAAGAGAAUAUAGCCUAGAGUGUAAACGUAA